CCAAAUUGUUCAUUUCCCUCAGCAUAGCAUAUCACUCACACGCAAAAUGGCCCCCCCGAUUCACUUCAUCACCGGCAACGCCAAUAAGCUCAGAGAAGUCAAAGCCAUCUUGGAGCCGAGCAUCGAGAUCCGCAGCCAGUCGCUGGACCUUGAGGAAAUCCAAGGAACCAUUGAAGAGGUUGCCAACUCCAAAUGCCGCCGAGCUGCAGAUUUAGUCAACGGCCCAGUGCUUGUAGAGGACACAGCGCUUUGUUUCAACGCCUUGAAGGGACUGCCUGGGCCUUACAUCAAAUGGUUCCUCGAUAGCCUCGGACACCAGGGCUUGAACAACCUUUUGGCAGCCUACGAGGAUAAAUCCGCCGAGGCAGUGUGUACUUUUGCGUACUCCCCUGGGCCUGGGCGCGAUCCCAUCAUCUUCCAAGGACGUACACCAGGUCGGAUUGUACCUGCUCGAGGCCCUUCUAAUUUUGGAUGGGACCCGGUCUUUGAAUUUGAAGGGAAGACCUACGCCGAGAUGGAAUCUGCUGAGAAGAACAAAAUAUCGCACCGCGGGCGUGCACUUAAGAAGCUUCAAGCAUGGUUUGAGGCUCAGCAAGAGACACCGUCAUCAUAACGCACAGCAAUCACCAAGAUAGAUAACUCGCAAUUGAACAAGUCUGGAUA
This is a messenger RNA of Trichoderma atroviride IMI 206040, 663 nucleotides long. RefSeq lists its product as uncharacterized. The record is from RefSeq and is a predicted model, not a curated record. Gene Ontology annotation, biological process: nucleoside triphosphate catabolic process. NCBI's taxonomy places the organism in Eukaryota, Fungi, Ascomycota, Sordariomycetes, Hypocreales, Hypocreaceae. Gene Ontology annotation, molecular function: nucleoside triphosphate diphosphatase activity. Gene Ontology annotation, cellular component: cytoplasm.